AAAGCUUCUUACAUUGUCAUGCGAAAAUGAUUUCUCGUGGAUAUGCAACGGACACUCAGUCGAAAUCCUCCGAUAUCGCCGCCGCCGUACUCGCCGCCUCGUCGCCGCUGCAGAUCCUCGCUGCGUGCGACGCCGUUGAGUCGUUUCUACACAAGCAUACAGCUGAACAGACCCGAUGGUUCUUCUCCAUCACUUUCCCAACCCUAAUUUGUAAAAUUUUCGGCUUCGAUGAAUCUUCUUCUGCUUCAGCUGCUGUCAAGUCUAUGUCUCCUUCUAGAUGGAUAGAUAUCGCCGCUUUAUCCAAUGAUACUCAGCUCGCAGGUAGAAUUUUCAGCUUAUUAUCGUCCACUGGUGUGUUGCUAUCUUCUAUUGUAGCUGCAGAUGGGCUGUCUCUGGUUAAAUAUGUAUUUCCUGUAGAAAGGUUACCCGAAUGGGUUCGUUAUAUGCUUCAAAAUGAGAGAGAUUCUUUGGUUUUGUGUUUGUGCCCGUUGUUCAAAAAUAGGUUGAAGGAGGACUCAGUUAAGGGUUCUUCAUUUCAGGUUCAGUUGAAUGUGUUUGAGUAUUACAUGUUCUGGUUUGUCUAUUACCCUGUUUGUCGAGGUAACAGUGAGGGCCCUCAAACUGUAAGUGUUAGGAGAAGCAGAAGGUUUAGAUUGGAGAAUUGGGCUUAUUCGAUUCCAGGUUUGUCAAGCACCAAAUGUGGGAUGGAGCAGAAGAAUGAGGGCGAUUUGUAUAUGCGUCUCUUGUAUGCAUAUCUCCAUGCAUAUGUGCCUGUAGCUGAUAUGAAGGCACAUCAACCAUAUAUGAGCUCACUGCUUCACUACUCUUUUUCCUAUGGGACUCCAAUUGUUGAAAAAGCAGAGUUCUUGGUUAACACUCUCAUACAUUUUUGGUUAGUUGAUAAUGAUUUCUCACCAUUGCCUGUGAAUUUGUGCAAAUCAUUUGGGGUGACAUUCCCUUUUCGGUCAGUAGUGGGUGAGAUUCCUCCUACUUCAGGAUUAGGUGAAGUAGUAAAUGUGUUUGUCAAAUAUCUGAAUCUAAAUUCGAUUGCAUCAAGUGAUAGAACUGACCAGGUUGACUACACUGAAAGUCCUAAGUGGAAAGUUGGGGGGACAUUCAAUGCUUCUCAGUCAAGAAAUGCUGUUCCCGUCGUGGAUUCUGGUAAUUCUUGGAACUCGUGGAUUCAGAGGCAAUUAUACAGAUUUAUAUUGAGGACAUUCCUGUAUUGUCCAAUGGAAAGUUCUAUUAAGAAUGCAUCUCAGGUGUUCACCUUGUGGGUUAGUUACCUGGAGCCCUGGUCUAUUUCUAUGGAAGAAUUUGCAGAACUUAAUGCGGAUCUGGGGAAGUCUAAUAGAGGUACAUUAAAGGAGGUUACCCCGUCAAUGCCACAUGGUUGUACCUCUUCUUGGCAAGUUUUUGUAUUAGCUAACUACUUAUACUACAGCUCUUUGGUCAUGCAUUUUAUUGGUUUUGCCCACAAGUUCCUUCACACAGAUCCGGAAGUGAUAGUCAAGAUGGUUUCAAAAGUGAUAACAAUAUUAACCUCAUCUGCAGAACUGAUGGACCUCAUAAAAAAUGUGGAUAUUGUAUUCCAUUCGAAACCAGCUGGAUCAUCUAAAUCAAUGCUUAAUGCUUUGCCUAGAUAUGCUCCUGCUAUUUGUGAGCAAUAACAGCCUUGGCAGGACUAGUUGUAUUAGCUUUUCUCUGUAAAAUUACCACUUCUCGACGCCCAGUUAACCGGAAGCUACCACCGGGUCCAAAACCAUGGCCCAUCAUUGGCAAUUUGAACCUACUUGGUCCUAUCCCAC
Messenger RNA from Solanum stenotomum, 1808 nucleotides. RefSeq lists its product as uncharacterized. Lineage: Eukaryota; Viridiplantae; Streptophyta; Magnoliopsida; Solanales; Solanaceae. Gene Ontology annotation, molecular function: sphingomyelin phosphodiesterase D activity. The record is from RefSeq and is a predicted model, not a curated record.